Molecule: messenger RNA, 5299 nt
Organism: Antechinus flavipes (yellow-footed antechinus)
Lineage: Eukaryota; Metazoa; Chordata; Mammalia; Dasyuromorphia; Dasyuridae
Gene: METTL24
Product: methyltransferase like 24
Exons: 5
Coding region: 1604-2734 (376 amino acids)
Source: RefSeq, a predicted model, not a curated record
AUCUGCUAGUCUUUGGUGUUGUCUGCAGCUUCUGUAAAACUCCCUCCAAAUUCACAUUUAAUUUCUUAUGCCAACCUAUGAUGUCUCAGAACUCACCAUGGGGAAAGCUUUGAUGUAGAAAGGAUAACUGUACUAUACUGUUUUUUUUAAGGGAAAGAAAUUGUAAAUCUGAACAUGAGUUUGAUUGUUUUUUUGCUGCUUUUGAUGACAUGAGUUGAAAAGAGGUUUUUGGGUUGCCAUCUGCACUGCUGGAGGGAGGACUCACAUGCAUGAGAUAACAGAUUCAUUGAAGUUUAUGGCAUAAACUGCUUGACAAUCAGAAUUUGUUCCCAAUAGCAAACCUGGCAGUUUGCCUGUUAUUUUGUGCUUUCUUCAUAAUUGGAUGACGUGAGGGAAGGAAGCUGGGGAGGAUAGUUAGAGGGGAUCUGGACCUAUGAUUUCAUCCAUGUUUUAGGCUCCUGAUGAGGAAACCAACUGCGUCAGAGCAGAGAUGUGUAGCCCAGAAUUGAUCUCCGGCCAUCAAGUCCAACCUCUCAUUUUUUGAAAGAGGAAAACUGAGGCUCAGGGAAGUAAAGUAAUUUGGCCAAAGUUUUAUUUAUAUGUAGACAAGCCCCAAAGGCAAGACCUAAAUCUAGCUAGUUCCCGAGUCUCUGAUCUUUCCACUCUAUGGGAUGUUGACAGGCAGCUAAUUCUGUAAUUUGUAUUUCAGAGAAUGGAGGGAGGCAUAGAGUAGUUACAUGAUUUAUCCAAGAUUACACAGCUAGGAUUAUGUCAAAGGUGGGGCUUGAAUACACAUCUUUCUGAUGUGGCUCUAGCCACCACACUAUUCAAAUUUUCACUUUCCCCCAUCAAUACAGACAGUUAUGUUGCAGGCAGGAUCCAAUUACUCCUGCCUUUUGAGUCCGUAGAAAUGUUUCUAUAUCUCUAGAGUGAUCUAGAGCAGCAUUGCCUUGCUCCCCCUAAGCCAUCUUAGUAUGAGGCAGGUAUCACUGGGAUGGAGGGACCCUUGGGAGAGUGAACAGUCAGAUAGUGUCCUGUAGUUCCAGAGGCGGUCCAUUUGUUUCCCAGACUGAGUGAGGAUCCCAAUUUGAUUUGUAUCUCUGGGCCUUCACACACACACACCCCUCCCCGAUCCUAAUCCUACCCCCCCAGCCCAAACGCCGGUCCGCUCCCGCCUGUCUGUCACUCUCAGUCCAAGAGGCCCCAAGUUUCUAGUUGACCGUCUGGGCCUCCGGAUAAAGUUACGCAAAGACUCCCAUUGACUGUAAAGGGGGAAGGCGGGUCUGAGCUCUUGUCCUGUGCCGGCCGAGGGGAGUUUCCAAACUUUGCAGCCAGCAAGCUCGGAUUCCCUUUCCAGAUCCCUCGUUUCCUCCCUCACCCAUCCCGGCGCUCCAGCCUGCUGCCCGCCUGCCCUGUGGGCUCGCCUUGCCUGCCAAGGGAGAGAAGAAACGAGACAGGAAGGGAAGGAACGAGCUCGCGCAGCCCAGAGAUGGGGGUAAUCCCUACUGCAGCGCGAGGUCCCUUGAGGGCGAGCUUCCCCAUUCCUCCACACUCUAGGCUUUGAGCACCCUCCAUUAGCAUCGGCCCAGCCUGGCUAGGCAGGAUGGCCAAGGAGAAACCGCUGUGGAGGUGCUGUGCCUUCCGCCUGUGCCUGCUCUCCGCUGCGCUACUCUUCUGCCUGCAGCUCACCCUGGAGCUGAGGCGUUCCUGGUCCUCAAGGGACCGCGAGGGGCAGGUCGGACGUGCCUCCAGUAGCUCCCCGCCGGGCUGGGCAGAUGCCCCUGCACUGCAGCAGCUGCUGCCAGGAGUGCACCCGCCUCCUGGGGUGCACCUGCCACCAGGACACUCCAGGCCCCCAGCUGCCAGCAGGAGGCAGGUGACCUACUUAAGGAGCAGCCGUCGAGGGGAGGCGGAACUGGGCUGUUGCCCCCCAGGAGAAAGCAGCCACAGAAAGAUCCGUUGGCAUAUUGAUCUCCAGCCCUGGGCAAGUCCAACUCAGUCCCUGAAUGAAGAAGCUAUGAGGUUCCUGAAAUAUAUCAGCACUACUCAGAUUUCAUGCAACCACUUGGUCUCAAGUGGCGUGACAAGUGAUUCUGAAAGCACAAAGAAGCCUUGGUCCAUCUGUCUUGAUGAGAAGUUCAGUUUGUUUCAUCAAAUCCAAAACAAGCGAUGCCGUCUUUACUCUUUGGGACUGGGAAAUGAAGAUACUCAUUUUGAAUUGAGCAUGGCGAGUGGUGGAUGUGAAGUACACCGCUUUGAUCCUAGUAUUAAAUCAGCUCAUGUGCAGGAGAGUCAACAUCUUUGGUUUCAUCGCCUAUCCAUUGAUUGGAGGGAUCCCCAUCCAGCCAUUGCUGUCCACAAACUUCAGACUAACACGAAAAAACUGGGAACCAUCUUGAAUGAAUUUGGACACAAUAAGAUUGAUGUCCUCAAGGCUGAUCUGGAAAGUGCUGAAUGGAAAAUUUUGGAAAACUUGAUCCUGGAAGGUGUUCUUGAACAGAUUGGACAGUUGGUGUUUGAGAUCCACCUCCACUGGCCUGGGUUUGAGAUUGGUGGCAGUGACAGCUCUGUGGUACGCUUCUGGUACAGUCUCCUCAAAGAGUUAGAACUGCAGGAUUUCAGGCUCUUUCACACUUACAAAGACCUAUCCAAACCACAGCUAUUCCUAAAGAAAGAACUUUUCAAUGCAAGUAGCUGUUAUAUUCUCAGCUGGGUGAACAUGAAAUGGAAGUGAAAUGUGAAGUGGGUUCAUGAGCAUAAUUGAGUUGUUUAUGGUAAGAUUUGAAGCAAACAUUUAGAUAAUUACUGAAAUGUCUAGGACCUAUGAGAGGCAGACACAUUAUACAGAGCAGAGGUAUCAAAUACAGCCACAAUAUUCACUAGUAUAGCCUGAAUCAGAUUAAAAUAUGGGAAAUAUUUUACAAAAUAAAUAAUAAAAUAAAACAUAGAUAAUAAGAUAUUUUAAAGCUGUCUAUAUGCAAUCUCCAGAGAUCCUUAUGUAUGGAUUAGUGUCCCUCAUUUGUAUUUGAGCUUGACUUCUCUGAUAUAUAGUGGAUAAAAAGCUGGACUUGGGGUUGGGAAGAUGAAGAUUUAAAUCUUGUUUCUGACCUGUGACCCUAAUUAGGUAAGUUACCCUGAGACUCAGUUUUGGGAUCAAGAAUACCUACCUCAUAGGGUUCAAAUGUAAAGCACUUUGACUCUCUUAAAGUGCCAUAUAAAUGUCAUAUUAUGAAAACCAUUAUUGUAUUAGUAUGUAAUAAUGGAGGGUAAGGGGACACUGGAAGGAAGAAAACUUGAUUCAGAUUCUUCUCCUGCCAUGUACUGGCCAUGUAACCCAAGGCAGCUUAUUUAACCUCUUAAUGUCUAGGAAACUCCAAGAAAAAUAUAAAUUGCAGAGAAAGUGAUGACCUGUAUUAGUAAAGAGAAUUUUGUUAUUUAGGAGUUCUCUAUAUCAUUAUCCCUAUAAUUCUUAUUAUGAGACUAGCCAUAUCAAAUUGGGCUCAUGGUUGACAAGCCUUUUGUGUUUGAAUGAGAGGUUGGAUGGGAUGUUUCAGGGGGACUGGAUUGACUUCAGAGGUCUGGGGUGUACCCUCCCCCAAACAUUAACAUCCUAUUUUCUUUCAGUAAUUCGUUAUCCAAAUCUAUCACUCCAAUGUGCCUAAAUUCUUUUGAAUCUUACUCUAUUUUUAAUCUUUAUCUUCACAAGUUUGUGAAGCUGAAAAUCCUUUUCUGGGUUUGAACUUUGACUUUCUCUGUUCCCCCUGUCUCUAUCCUUCAUGAUAUUAUGGAUUAUAUCACUCUCUUCUCAACUUCUGCUUUGACCUGUUGUGAUAUUUUUCUUCACUCCUAGGACAGAAUCGUUUCAGGAAAUAAUUAAUUUGAGGACUAAAUGAUCACCUGGAUUUGCACAAGCAUUUUAUUCUAUGCUUUAAGAUGGGGAGAGUAACAUGUUUAGGCUAUUAAGAAUUGUCAGCUCUGAUAUAGAUUCCUUCUCAUCCCUUUCUCAUCAUCAUCCUAAUCACUCAGAUCAAUACAGUUCUAAUAUAAGUAUUGCCCAAAGUGCUUGAAAUCCACAAUCUUACUUUGAGCCAUAUAGCAAACCUAUAAGGUAGAUGUGAUUAUCCCUCCUUUUACCACUACAAAGACAAGUCAGAAAAGUUGUGACAUGUUGUGGGUUUUACAGUAAUAAAUAUCUGAGAUAAAAUUCAAAGCCAGGUGUUCUUGACCAAUGCCAAUGCUUUAUCAGAUAUUCCCAACUGCCUAUUCUGGAUCCCCUUCCACUCCCAUAAAACCAAACACAAAGCCUGGUCCAGCUGUCAGUCAAUCAACAAGCAUUUCCCAAAUACCUACUUUGUGCUGGGAACUGUGCUAGCCACUAUACACAAAGGAAAAUGAAAGUCUCUGUCCUCAAGGAGCUUAUAUUCUGUCAGUAGAGAAAAUAUAAGUAGAUUAAAUAGAUGAAUAUAUACAAAAUAAUUAUUGCGUCUUCCCUUAAAAUCAAAUGGAAGUUUCCUGUUCAGAGAGCUGCUACCUUCAAAAUAUGUUUCCUAAAACUCUACUUGGUGUUUUUUCUUUAUCAUUACCCAAUCAACAUCAUUUUAAUGAGAUUUUAUUUUCAGUAGUCACACCCUGCCCUGCUUUGUGGGGUGUUAACACAGAGUUUCAUUAACAUUCACAGUGUGGUUUCUUUUUUAGAGAAAUUAGUUCUUUUAGAUGUCAAGGGUGUUUUUUUGGUGAUAUAGGAUAGGACUUUAAAGGAAAAAGGACUUGAGUUUAAUGCCUACCUCUGAUACUUAUUACCAUUGUGAGAUCUAACCUCUCUGGGCCUUUCUCUCCUUAUUGACAAAAUGAAAGAGUUCAUCUAGAUUGGCUUUAGUAACUAGCAUAGAGGGAGCAUUUAAUAAAUGCUAAUUGAUAGAGCAACUAGUUGGUAUAGUAGAUAGAGAACCAGAAGGACCUGAGUUCAAAUUUGCCUUUAGACACUUAACACUUCCUAGCUGUGUGACCCUGGGCAAGUCACUUAACCCCAAUUGCCUGGGGGGGUGGGGGAAGCUAAUUGACUGACUAUAUGAAGUCUGUCUCUUUCGAUAUCUAUGGCAUCAUCUUUGUUUACAAGAUUUUUAAUUUGUUUGUCUUGCUAAUUUUCAAAUAACCAAAUUUAAACCCACUGCAGGGGGGGAGGAGGGGAAGAGCAGUACGUAUACAUAUGUGCCAUACAGCGCAUUAUGGUUUUUAAAAAAUUCUCUUGAAAAGUACCUAUUCUGAAAUGGAUCAUUUGCAAAUAAAUGUCUUUUGUGAA